Messenger RNA from Drosophila serrata, 4608 nucleotides. It is a transcript of the gene Cenp-C, whose product is annotated as Centromeric protein-C. NCBI's taxonomy places the organism in Eukaryota, Metazoa, Arthropoda, Insecta, Diptera, Drosophilidae. The record is from RefSeq and is a predicted model, not a curated record.
AGUAAGACGGCUUGGACGCGGCCAUUUAAUUUUCAUCUUGCAUCUAAAUAGAUAUUAGUUCUUAAAUUGUUGUUAUAUUUGUAAAGAACAUACGUAAAGUUUGAUAAGUAUAUGGUUAUACGAUGUCGAAGACUAAGUCCAGGAAAGAUACCACGAUAGAGGAGAUGGAGGAACUCAUGAGCCAGCCUGAUGCGGAUGAAGGGCAAUUCGCGGCAUACUUGCAGCGCAAGCUCGCGCAGAAACAGCGUCCAAUGAACAACGACCUCCUCUUCGGCAACGUCUCAUUCGACUUUGACUUUGAUGUGAAGCUGACCAAGAAGCAAGAGCCAGCCGUCACAAGCGAGAACAAUCCAAAUGCUGUCGCCUCAGGAGAGACCAAUGAACCGACUGCUCAACCCCCGGCCGUACAGAACAAUAGACCGACACCUUUACCGGCUGCCACAAACUCUCCGAAUUCGUCGCCUAAUCGCAUUCGCAGCAGAAAUGUUCCUGGCUCCGACAAGCUUCGGCGCCGGGCUAUUCGGCGGCUAUCACAAAGCUGUGGACGCCAAUUGAUUAAGGAAUUUGAGGAGAUCAAUGUAACUCGAAGCUCCUCCAGUCCUGGAACCUUUAAGCCCACAGUUAGUAGCACUCCGUGUGCAGGCCAACAAUCGAAGGAUAUUCAGGAAAAAGAAAUAGAGGAGAAUCUUCAAAUGAAGAAAUCGCAAGAGCCAGAAGCGGAGAAGCCCGCAGAGAAGUCACUGGUCCAGAUAGACCCAAAGAAGUGUCUCACAGCAUUGGACUCUAGAACUGUUGACAUGGCUGCCGAGGCGUCACUAUUGUAUCGGGAGCGGCUGAGUUCCUUUCAAAACAACAUUUUGCAACUUGAUUGUACCGGACAGGCGCCGUCAUCAAAUGGUGGGGGUUGUACAUACACCAUUGAAAAGGGUCCAGCUCCCGGGCAGUUGCUGCUCUCACCUUCCCGGCGCAGUUCAAGCUGCACAGCUGCUCAAAAGCGGUUGAUGCCGGUCGUGAAGGUAAAACGGCACAGAGAAGAACUUCUGGUACCAGAUACUCCACCCCGGACUCAUACUAAGGAAGCCGUACCGGAGCAGGAAUUUGUUGUGCCGGACACACAGUUCCAGGAUCUGGGCGAGCUGGUACAGAAUCUAUCUCGAAAUGCAAGUGGUCCAAUAGUGGUGAUAAACACUGCCAACUCGAAAUCAGUUGUUGAUUUGGCGCAUGCACAGCCUGUUUCUAUGGUAGCGUCUGCCCCACCGGCGUUAACUCCUCUUCAUCGCGCAUCGACUGAGGUACAUUCUGCUUCGUUGCAGCCAGCUGCUGCAAGUUAUAAUUUUUCGCCUGCGGUAGUGUCUGCUUCCCCAGCUAAGCCUCAGGAAUCUCCAAAAUCAAGUCGUAAAAGCACGCUGGUCGUAAACAAUUUAGACGCCAUAAUGACUGACGACGACAGCGAUGAGCAGCCUAGCACUGUGGCCAUGAAUCUGGUUGCUCAGCGUGGAGAUGACAGAAGACAGCAGCGAUGCCUACGCAAUCUUAACAACCGGCCACCUACACCGGAUCCGGAUAAGGAGAAUUUCGUUCAUCUGCUGAACCUCCAUCAAUCAAUCAAGGCCAAGAAGUUAAAACAGAAGGCUAAGCCGGCGACGGUGCCCUUAAACAAGGCGCCUUGUGCCCCGAUAAAUGGCGAGCAGUUCGCCCAGGAGCUGGCCCGGAUGAGCAACUACGAAAUUUUAGAUUUACGUAAGCGAAACUCACUAGGCAAGGCGAGUCUAAUAAACGGUCACAAAAAGAGCAGUACUAUGCAACAAUUGGAUCUGGAGCGAAGCAUUCAACUUGAGCUAAUACGGAGGAAUUUGAAGAUCAAUGGAGAUAGAUUAACCAGUACCACCACCGCGGUUGACGAGUUGCCAGAGAGCACGGACAUUUGCCCUCCACCUGGCACCAGCUCUGACAGAUAUAAAAAUCAAAGUCCGGAAAAGGUCGACAAAUCAGAAGCCAAUGCAGUGUUGCCGCAACCCCCUCAACUAAACUUUAAGAGCACAACAAAAUACACAGAGCCAUCACGUAGCUCCAGACGACAGCAUUCCCAAAUGUCCCAGGAAUGGUCAGAUGACUGCGGAGUGCUUCCUCCGUUGGUUCCGUGUAAUUUUGAUGACUCAAGAAAGCGGCUGCAGCGACCUAGGCGCUCCAAGCGUUGUUAUUCUCGGGAUCUAUCCGACGAAUCGUCAGAUGAAAAUGAAGCUCCGCCGGUGCCACGUAACUUCCAGGAUUCAAGAAAGCAGACAAAGCACUCCUUGCCCACUAAUCGACGAAGUCGACGUAUGUCCGAAAAAACGAAAGAUGACACUAGCUGCAUUCCUCCGCCGGCACCCAGUGCCUUUAAGAACAGAAGAUCUUCUCGAUCCAGACUUCGGAGUUCUCAAGGAUCGUCAGAUGAAAAUGAACAACCACCGGUGCCGUCUGAUUUCCAGGAUUCAAGGAAGCUGACAAAGCACUCUUUACCCUCCAAUCGAAUGGACCGUCAAAUAUCCGAAAAACCGGAAGAUGACCCUAGCUUCAUUCCUCCGCCUGCUCCCAAUGCUUUCAAGGACAGAAGAUCAUCUCGGUCCAGACUCCAGAGGUCUCAAGAAUCAAAGGAACUAACCAACUAUCUGAUGAUCUCAAAAACAAUGGAGAUGCGGCGUUCUUCGAAGCGUUCAACUAAGCGCAAACUCUACACAAAGGGAGACUCAAAUGCUGAAGUUUCUGAUUUUGAAUCACCUAAAAAACAAAAAAGAUAUAGUCGCAGUUAUAUUCACAGCGAAGUACAUAACGAAGGGGAUAGCAUUGCCAUUGUUCCACCGCCGCCUAGCUCUCUUCGCUACUCCCAAUCCCUACGUGAUUUGAGGCAGAUGAAUGACAUUGAUUCGGAGAAUGCACCGAUCGAUAACGAAAUUUCCACCAUUGAGAUUGCUCCACCGCCGCCAGAGAGUUUUGGACUAAUUCGGGUGAACGCUUCACUUAGAGAAGAGAGCAAUGAGGAUGAAAUUUUUCCCCCUCAAACGGAGUCCGACGGCACUGUGGAACACGCUCUUCCACCCCCAACUGAAUACAAUGAACCUAAAUUGGUUGAAAACGAAACAGUUCAAAGUCGUGCACCAGUCAACGGAAGUAGAUUACCAUCACCGAAAGGAAUCAUUGCUAAUGCUUCUAAAACAUCACAAGAACCUGGGCUUCAGUGUGUUUCUAGUUCCCAAGAUAAGUCGAUUUCCAGACUAGAUAUUGUGACUGAUAAUGAGCAACCAAGCACGAGUCUAGCGGCACACAAGGCGAGGGAACUUUGUGCUCAAAAAGAUAAAGCCGACCCCCAAGUAGAUGAUGAUACAAUUUUCAAAAAACCUCAAAAGCCUGCACCACGUGUAAAAUCGAGGGGUAAGACCAAGGAGCUUGACAAGUUGAUGCAUUCCGUAAUCUAUAGAAAGACGUCUCUGGAUGAUGGCUCAAUUUCUUCUGAAGGCUUGCGGCGUUCCAAGCGUGGUCAAGUCCCAAUCAAAAACACUUGGUGUCAUACCCAGGACAUAAUGGAUAUGCCCUUCAUGGGUGCCAAAUCCCUAAUUCAAAAGCCAAAGAACAAGUCUACUUCCACGCUCAAGUCGGUUGGAAAAAAGAAGUCAACUGCUGCAACAAAAAAAAUAAUCAAUCCACUGUCGGACAGAGGUCCAGUAUGCAGUAGCACUCCUCGAAAUCCCGAUGUAAUAGUGGAGCCAUUCCCAGACUCGGCUUUCCUUGGACAGCACUCUGCAAUAUCGUCGAGAGAUCCCUCCUCCGAAACGGAUACUCACUCUCAUAACAAAUUUGGGCCCGUCAUAUUAGAAGAUCAGACAACUAGCAAUAACGGAAACAAUCGGUUUAGAAACUGGCUGCUGGGCGUCAGCAGCGUUCAACCUUCUGAAACGAAUGACCAAGGCAAAGCAGCAUCUCUUGUUGAAGACAUGAGAUUUACCGAAUUGGAUGGCAUAGACUAUGCUUUCUAUGAUACAAAGGAAACGGCUGCUUUGGGCUAUAUGCGUUUUAAGCCGCAUCAGGUUCGAAAUAAAAAGAAGGUCAAGGCAUGUCCUCUGAAAUUCGUUGUGCAGAUUGGAGAGUUUGCCGUGCAGUACGGAGCCAUUGACGGAGAGGAGGAGGAAAGCUGUAUAUUACGUGAAGGUGAUAUGAUUGAGAUCGAUAAGGGCAGUCGAUAUUCUAUACAAAAUAUUUUGGACGCUAUAGGAGUUCUUUUGGUCAUACGCAGUUAGAUUUGAUUUUUAUUAAUAUUGUAAUAAUAUAAUUAAUUAAUCUUAAAUGUGUGAUCUAUGGCCGGGAGAGAAGAAAAAUUGUAUAUAUCGGAAAUGUUAUUUGGUUAAGAAUGAUAGAGGUAAGCACUGCCACGGUAAUAGCGUCAAGAAACAAUUAAUAUUAAUUAAUUUUUUAUAUAUAUGCAUAUAUGUACAUAGGUGUCCUCUUGGUGAUACGUUAUACGCCGAAAAAUCUCUAUUUCUUUUAAUAUUCUACUAAGUAUCCUGAAUAUAUAUGUGUUCUUUUGGUCAUACGCAGUUUUAAUUUCUGUUAAUAUAAAUGCCUAAUAAUAUU